Messenger RNA from Euleptes europaea (tarantolino), 1801 nucleotides. Its product is annotated as zinc finger protein 420-like. Gene Ontology annotation, biological process: regulation of transcription by RNA polymerase II. Lineage: Eukaryota; Metazoa; Chordata; Lepidosauria; Squamata; Sphaerodactylidae. The transcript has a single exon. Gene Ontology annotation, molecular function: RNA polymerase II cis-regulatory region sequence-specific DNA binding; DNA-binding transcription factor activity. The record is from RefSeq and is a predicted model, not a curated record. Bases 1 to 1728 code for a protein of 575 amino acids.
AUGGCAGAAGAGAAUGUAGCACAUCAAGUAUUGGAGGAAAGUGAUAAGAAUCUGGACCUGGAACAGAAUGUUGAAAAUCAGGAAGAAAACAAUAUGGAUAAAAGAAGCAGUAAAUCCAUUGCUUAUCAGAAUGGUGAUUACCAAAAAACAGUAUACAAAGGAAAGGGAAGGAUUCAAUGUUCUAUCUGUCAGAAAAGCUUUGCUAGUAUAUCAACCCUUAAAGUACAUUGGAAAACACAUACAGGUGAGAAACCAUAUGACUGCUUGCAGUGCGGAAAGAGAUUUAGUCAUCCCUCAACUCUUACUGUACAUCAAAGAACUCACACAGGAGAGAAACGGUAUAAGUGUUUGGAAUGUGGAAAGAGCUUUAUGCUGAGUACAAACCUCAUUUUGCAUCAAAGAAUCCACACGGGAGAAAAACCAUAUCAGUGCAUGGAAUGUGGAAAGAGCUUUAGUCUGAAGAAAAGCCUUACUCUUCAUCAAAGAAUCCACACGGGAGAAAAACCAUAUAAAUGUCUAGAAUGUGGAAAGAGUUUUAGUCAGAAGUCAAGUCUUAAUAUCCAUCAAGGAACACACACAGGAGAGAAACGGUACAAAUGCUUUGAAUGUGGAAAGAAGUUCAUACAGAGCACAACCCUCAUUUUGCAUCAAAGAAUUCACACAGGAGAAAGACCAUAUAAAUGCUUGCAAUGUGGAAAAAGCUUUAUUGUGAAGUCAAGCCUGACUCUUCAUCAAAGAAUCCAUACAGGAAUAAAACCCUUUAAAUGUCUAGAGUGUGGAAAGACCUUUAAUGAAAGUACACGUCUUCUUAGACAUCAAAGAAUUCAUAUGAGGGAGCAUUCAUUUCAAUUUAUUGAGUCUGGAAAAGGGUUUAGGCGGAGUACAAAUCAAAAAACCCAUACAGGCGAAAAACGAUAUAAAUGUUUGGAAUGUGGAAAAGGCUUUAGGCUGAGUACAACACUCAUUAUACAUCAAAGAAUUCACACAGGUGAAAAACCAUACACGUGUUUGGAGUGUGGAAAAAGCUUUAUGCGGAGUACAACCCUCAUUGUACAUAAAAGAAUCCACACAGGAGAAAAACCAUAUAUUUGUUCAGAAUGUGGAAAGAGUUUCAUGCAGAGUGCAAACCUCAUCAUACAUCAAAGAACCCACACAGGUGAGAAACCAUAUAAAUGCUUGGAGUGUGGAAGGAGCUUUAUUCAGAACUCAAGCCUUACCGCCCAUCAAAGAAGCCACACUGGGGAAAAACUAUAUGACUGUUCAGAAUGUGGAAAGAAGUUUACACGAAAUGCAAACCUUAUAAUACAUCAAAUACUGCACACAGGGGAGAAACCGUACAAAUGCAUGGAAUGUGGAAGGAGCUUUACUCUAAGCAAAAGGCUUAUUAACCAUCAAAAAAUCCACACAGAUGUGAAACCCUUUAAAUGUCUGGAUUGUGGGAAAAGCUUCAGUCACAGCAUAACUCUUAAGAGACAUAAAAAUACACAGACAGGGGAAUGUAAAAAAGGCUUCAGUCAGAUGCAAAGCAAUCCGAAGACUCAAACCAAGAAGAAACCGUAUCAAUGCCUGGAGUGCCGAAGUUGCUUCAGUCACAACUCAAACCUUCUUAGACAUCAACUAAUCCACACAGGGGAGAAGCCAUUUAAGUGCCAGGAAUGUGGAUACGGCUUUAGCCAGCACUCAAACCUUAUGAGACAUUUGCUUAUUCACACUAGGCAAAAACAAUAGAAAUGCUCAGAGUGAGGGGAAAUCUCUUGUCCAUGAAUAAAGCAUGAUUAGACCAUUCACUCAGACAGGUCAU